CUAGUAACUGCCUGGCUCCUCCCUCUGGUGUCGCCGGGAAAGCGCUCCGUCUGGUCCGUGCGCUAUCACGGCCCGAUGCGUGGCUCGGGCUCGUGGGGAGCUGGAGACGCGUGGAGCUGUUCGAGGACUCGCGGGUGUGCAGUGCACCUAUGAUAUGUGUUUUAGAAAUAGCUGUUAAACUUUGGUUUGAAUGAAGAAUGUCUCUCAAUUCACCUAUAUUUCUCAAACGAAGUGAAGAAAAUAAUUCAAAAUUUGUGGAAACAAAACAGUCACAAAGUACUUCCAUAGCUUCAGAAGAUCCCCUUCAAAACUUAUGUUUAGCAUCUCAAGAAGUUCUUCAAAAAGCUCAGCAAAGUGGGAGAUCAAAAUGUCUCAAAUGUGGUGGUUCCAGAAUGUUCUACUGCUAUACAUGUUAUGUUCCAGUUGAAAAUGUACCUAUUGAACAGAUUCCACUUGUGAAGCUUCCAUUGAAGAUUGACAUCAUUAAACAUCCAAAUGAAACAGAUGGCAAAAGUACUGCUAUACAUGCAAAACUCUUAGCACCUGAAUUUGUAAACAUUUACACGUAUCCUUGUAUUCCAGAAUAUGAAGAAAAGGACCAUGAAGUUGCACUCGUUUUUCCUGGACCUCAGUCUAUCUCAAUAAAAGAUAUUUCUUUUCAUCUGCAAAAAAGGAUUCAAAAUAAUGUUAGAGGCAAAAAUGAUGACCCUGACAAGCCAUCUUUUAAACGCAAAAGAACUGAAGAACAACAGUUCUGUGAUUUGAAUGACAGCAAGUGCAAAGGCACACCACUGAAAAAAAUUAUAUUUAUAGAUAGUACCUGGAACCAAACAAACAAAAUAUUCACUGAUGAGCGACUUCAAGGGUUGUUACAAGUUGAGUUGAAAACAAGAAAAACUUGCUUUUGGCGCCAUCAAAAAGGAAAGCCAGAUACUUUCCUUUCUACAAUUGAAGCCAUUUACUACUUUCUGGUUCCUUUGAAGUACUCCCCCCACUGUGAUUCUGGGUCAUCUGCAUCCAGAGAUUUAGUGCAUUUUUACUUACACUUGUGCUUCUGCUGUUGACAUAAGAAUAUGCAUGGCUGAGUUAGCCUGCUGGAGGAUGAGACAUCCAUGGAGCAGAGCCAGGUUGCCCUACUCACCCUCACUGAAUCCUGUCUAGAUUGGCUGAUGGCCAUCCAAACCCAAGAUAUAUGGAUGAUUCCAGCCAAGAUCAGCAGAGUCAUCUGACUGACACCUACCUGAUUCCAAAUAUGUGAGCAAGGAAUGUCUAUUAUGCCACCAAUGUUCUAUAGCUAUUUAUUGUGGCAUUAUUGUGGCUGUAGAUAUCUCAUCUUUGGAUGCAUUAUCAGAUCAUCAUCUUCAAGUAUGUUAGAAGAUUCUCAGUCUCAUGUUCCUUGUGCUCUUGACCACUUGCUUUGCCUUAGCUACCACCUCACAUAGUAACAGAUUACCAACAGGCUUGUAUGAUUCCUCUGCUUGAUAUCGGUUAGCCACAUGUUCAGAAUUCCUAGCCUAUACCAACACUUCUGGACUUUAAAAACCCCAUGCCACAGUGACUGUUAAAAGGGCUAGGUGAUGCGGUCUGGUGGGUUCGUGAAGUUAACUGUCUGAAAAACUUGGAUCAAUGGACUAGUAAAAGCUGCUGGGUAAAUUGCUCUUCUUCUGAUGGACUGUAUAGAGACACUGUUUUUCAUCUUGCCUGUCCAGAAGUGUACUGUGUGGCCCAGCAAGUGUACUUGCCACAUGAUUGGCAGCGUCUCUUCAUGGCUUUUCAUGAAACAGCAGCAAGUGCUACACAGUAAUUUGUCAAUUUGCAUUUGCCUCCCAUUAUUGCUAUCCUCACUUCCUUUCUUCCUCGCUCUUACCAGCCUGGAUUGUACCUUUAAUAAAGUAGUGGAUAUAUUUCCUUUAGGGUCUCUUUUUUAGGGAAGUCAGAUGUUUUAGUCUGGAUUUAGUUAGAAAAGCAGCAUCAUUACAAGUAUUACAUGAAUAAAGAAGUUUAGUAAAUAAAUUAAGGUUUACCCACCCCAAUGUGAGAAUUACUGAGGUAAUAAAGGUCUGGAAGGCCGCAGCAGGAGAGAUUUAGAGAAGCAGUGACUAACUAGGUCAGCCGGAGAUUCUCAAAGUACUCAUGAUUUCAUUUGUAGAAACAUGUAUAUCUUAAGCAUAUCAAGCAUCUCAUUCUCUAAUCUUUCUAGGAGCCCUUUGGUUCAUCCUGAAGGUCCCCCUAAAUCCCUUCAGAAGUCUUAUAAAGGAGUAAAUGGCCACACUUUUUAUUUGUUCUUUUCUUUGAGGCCAUGUUAAUGGCAGCCCCCUUGAUUUGGUCUUUGUACUAGGCUGUUUUUAAUGAUCACAUUUUAUUUGAUGAGAAACCAUUUUAUUUUCCAGUUCUGCAAAUCCUAGAUUAUGUAUUUCAUUUCAGUUCCAUUUGCAUACCCAUUGCCUUAAUUUUGAGCUUGUCUGUUUCUUAACAUUUCUUAUUUUGGAAGAAUAAGUUGAUUAUUAUUAAGUACAAUAGAUAAGGUACUUAAGAGGCUCAAAAUAUCACCAAAUGCCAUGAAUGCAUUAGGUACAUUUUUUGUCUUCCAUGUUACUGGAAGCAUUAAUUAUAGCAACUUUUUAUCUCCAAAUACUGUCUCUGUCUCUUGCUUUUUUUUCUUUUCCCUCUAAACUGUUAUGUUUAGUUGGUUUGUAAAGCCAAUUGAAAGACCCUAGUGAAAACUUUAGCCAUAAACACUGACCCUACAUUGAAGGCCACCAGCCAAAAAUCACCACCCAUACAUAAGAGCCGAACAUCACUAGACACUUGCUGAGAUGCUUCAAAUAAAAAAGGGGAAAAGGAGGGGAGAAAAAUCCAAAGGAUAUAGAUAAAAAGAGAAUAAUGGCAACAAAAAAACAACUAUCUUCAAAAUAAGAGAGAGUAUAUUGUAUUCACAAAACAAGAAUAGGAGAGUGUGAAUAAGAACAAGCAAAAAGAUCUCAGAAAUUUAAAAAGUGAUUGCUGAAAUAAAAUUUAAAUAUAAGAGUUGAAGAUAAAAUAUAGCAUAAGAAUAGAAAAUUCUGAAUUCCAAAUACCUAAGGCCAAUCUUAGUUAAAAGUUGUAAUUGCAACCAUAGGCUACAUGUUACAUUGUAUUUAAUUAAAAACCUUAAGGAGAAAGGCAAUAGAGCUUGUAAUAGCUAUUACCCUUGGUUGUAAAGGAGAAGGGUGGAGAUUAUUUGUAUACCAACUACAUAAGUUUACAAAAAAUAAUGAGUAUUAGGUAGAUGGAAUGAAACUCUAUUCAUACACUGUAUAUUAAGCUCUAUAUACACCGCAUAUCAUCAUCAUGAAAUUGAGUUUCUAGCUGGAUUGCAGAGAUGAGCCAAAGGGCUUCUCCCCAAAUUAUUAUUUAUUUAUUUUUGAGACAGAGUCUCGCUCUUGUCUCCCAGGCUGGAGUGCAGUGGUGUGAUCUAGGCUCACUACAACCUCCACCUCC
Molecule: messenger RNA, 3480 nt
Organism: Piliocolobus tephrosceles (Ugandan red Colobus)
Lineage: Eukaryota; Metazoa; Chordata; Mammalia; Primates; Cercopithecidae
Gene: DTWD1
Product: DTW motif tRNA-uridine aminocarboxypropyltransferase 1
Exons: 6
Coding region: 198-1064 (288 amino acids)
Biological process (GO): tRNA modification
Cellular component (GO): nucleus
Molecular function (GO): tRNA-uridine aminocarboxypropyltransferase activity
Source: RefSeq, a predicted model, not a curated record